AUGUAUCUGAUGGAGUCUUUCUCUAAAAGGAACGUUGUCCUUAUGUCUCCUUCUCAAGAGGAGUCUAUUUCAACUUGCUCCGACGAGUUCUACAGCCAGGUACGUCGCUAUAUGGGUGAUAUGAUGAGCACCAGGUCAAUCCAAGAUAUGUCGACCAUGUCGUCUAACCCCAUUGAGAAGAUUAAGUGUGGGUCCCUCUCUCAGGUCAUGGAAGCAGCGAGGAUGAAAGGCAAAAGAAGAAAGAUCCUCAAUGCCCUUGACAUCCCUUUACCUCAUGCAGGCGCUCACUCUUUUGACUUGAGUACUGAGGCGGCUGCUCUUCGGGCUACAUCUGGUAGCUGGAAGUAUAGUACCCCCGUCCCAUUUGGUGAUACAGUGGGCAAAAAAACCGUUCAAGUGUUGGUCAUGUAUGAAAAGAUUAAUUUAUAA
Molecule: messenger RNA, 429 nt
Organism: Psilocybe cubensis
Lineage: Eukaryota; Fungi; Basidiomycota; Agaricomycetes; Agaricales; Agrocybaceae
Exons: 2
Coding region: 1-429 (142 amino acids)
Source: RefSeq, a predicted model, not a curated record